Messenger RNA from Dioszegia hungarica, 2361 nucleotides. Its product is annotated as muts domain V-domain-containing protein. Gene Ontology annotation, cellular component: nucleus. The coding region runs from base 1 to 2361 and encodes 786 amino acids. Lineage: Eukaryota; Fungi; Basidiomycota; Tremellomycetes; Tremellales; Bulleribasidiaceae. The record is from RefSeq and is a predicted model, not a curated record. Gene Ontology annotation, biological process: mismatch repair; reciprocal meiotic recombination. The transcript has 27 exons. Gene Ontology annotation, molecular function: ATP binding; mismatched DNA binding; ATP-dependent DNA damage sensor activity.
AUGUCUACAGCUACAGGUGGUAUCGCUCGCAAUAACACGUCGAGGGGAGCCCCCACGAGAGCCUCUGGACGCGCCUCGACGGUCGCCGAAGACGGGCUCGACUAUACCGUGGCCAUCAUACAAGGCAGAGGGAACGGAAGCGAGAUUGGCAUCGCAGCAAUCUCAACAGCAACUGCAAGAGUGGUCUUGACACAGAUCGCAGAUGAUAUAUCCUUCCGAAAGACUCUACAGCAGCUCAUGAUCUGCCAUCCGCUCACUGCAAUCUUACCUCCCAUCUCGGGCGAUGAUCAGCUGGCCAUGGCCAUCGAAGAAGAGUUCAGUAUCGAGCCUUUGACCGCUGCGCGUAACCUUUGGAACCGAGAUGAAGGUCUUCGCGUCCUCCAAGAUCUGUCCGCCAAAGACGAGCAGCACGCGUCUACCCUAAUGACCGCAUCGGACAAAUACCUCACUCUCUGUGCGCUCUCUGCCCUCUUCAAGUGGCUCGAGGGGAAGGGGAUUACCUUUGGCCGCAACAGCGUGUCGAUGAAGUUCGAAAAUCCAGAAGACACUGUCUUUAUCGACGCCGAAACCGUGCGCAAUCUCGAGUUGGUAUCGAAUCAGCUAUCCAACAAGACGACCAACACCUUGUUUGGUCUCCUAAACACCUGCUAUACUCCGAUGGGCGCUCGCCUUUUACGAUCAAACAUCAUUCAUCCCUUCAGAGCUCAACAAGCCUUAGAGAAUCGGCUGGAUGCUGUGGAAGGUGCGCCACUGCAGAAUGUGGCUAAUGUAGAACUCUUACAGGACGAGUCUCUACUGGAUUCGAUCAGGAGGGAGCUAGCGCAAUUAGCCAAGAUCGACUUUGAAGCUAUCCUGGGCAAGAUGAUGCAGGUGCCCAAGUCCAACGAGACUGCGGGUAUGUUUGAGCAGCGCGUAACGCACAUGCUUCAGAUCCGGACCCUCAUCAUGGGGGUGGGUCGAGUGGGAGAGAUUCUUGCACCCGCCACUGCGCCUUUACUUCAGUCCACGGGGAAUACUCUCCGCAACGAAGAAGUCAGGCGUCUCGCAGGUUACAUCGGAGGCCACCUCGUCGACGAUGCACAUCUCAAGAAAGCCAGCAGAGGACAGGCGGCCAGAAACAUCAAGCUCUUUGCUGUCCGGUCUGAAGUCGUACCGCUGCUUGGCGUUGCCAGAAAGACUUUCUCAGAGAACGACAUGGAUAUUAGGGACUUGCUCCGCGACGUGAGCAACUGGACCGACACGGGCUACCGUUUCAGCACUUUGACGGCUGAUGCUGACGCGCUGCCCAACGAGAGCAUCAACGUGGAGCGGGGACCGAAGAGGACGCGCUUUGCCACCAGCGACUUGCUCAAGCGGAACUCUCGCAUGAUGGCAGCUCAAGCGGACAUCUUCUCCAUCAGCGCUCAGGUCGUCUCGCGUAUGAUCUCAGAAAUCGGUGGGCAUGUCGGGCUUCUCCACUCGUGCUGCGACUCGCUCUCGGUCAUCGAUGUCAUCUCGAGCUAUGCCAAUAUUUCGCAAGGCCGUGCAUGUACUCGCCCCGUCUUUGGCCGUACCAUCGCCAUCAACGAGGGGCGACAUCCCAUCCUCGACAGGCUACUGGGCGCUGGCGAAUGCGUUUCGAACAAUGUAUUUGCGGCAGAUGGAACCAGCAACUUUCAGCUUAUUCAAGGGGCCAACAUGUCGGGGAAAUCUACCUUUCUCCGUCAGAUCGGCUUGUUGACGAUCCAAGCUACGAUUGGCUGCUUCAUCAUGAUUCCGGACGCUAUUCUCACCCGGCUGUCGAACGAUGACUGCCCCGAAAAGUGCCUAUCGACUUUUGCCAGCGAGAUGGCCACGAGCUCGAUGAUACUCGGUAUGGCGACAUCCGGCUCUCUCGUCAUCAUAGACGAGCUCGGUCGCGGAACCUCGCCAGCCGAAGGUGUCGGUCUGGCUCAUGCUAUCGGCGAGGAAUUGACCCGGAAAAAGGCAAUGACAUUCUUCUCGACCCACUUUCACGUCCUCCCCACGACCCUAUCGACCCAUCGAGGACUGGUCAGCAUGCACCUUGCUGUGCAGUCGACCGGUGGAGACGAGUUCAACGCUGUCUUUCAGUACAAGGUGGUCCAAGGACCCGUGCCGGCAUCGCACUAUGGUCUUGAGCUGGCCAAGCUGGCUGCUUUGCCGCCUAGCGUUCUGACCAAGGCCAAGACCAUUGCGCAUCAUCUGGCGGACCAGGAUGAGGAAGGCAAGAAGAAUGAUGGUGCUACUCGAAUUGCAGCCAGGCGAAGGGCGCUCUUGGAGGCAAGUCGACCGGCGAUCUCGCUGACGUUAGCUUCGACAGAGGUUGUUGACACUCGCUCAAUCCAAGCUAGCCGACAAUGA